AUGCUUUCCCUACGCUUCCCUAUUUCAUUCGAGAAUGCUCUGAUCACUCCCUUCAAACCCAGACCCUCGCGCUUCCAAACACCCAUAGUCCAAUCACUUCCACGCCGCUCAAGCUCAUUCUCUCUUCCUCGCGCAACCACAGCUGGCGUGGUUCUCAAGGAAGAGGACAGAGAGUUAUCAAAUAACCGAUUUGCCCCUCGAGGAGACUUCCCGCCAGACGGCGAGCCUUUGCCCGCCGGUCUCCAGCGAGAGCUGAUGCCGAGACACGUGGCGGUGAUCAUGGACGGUAACGUGAGGUGGGAGAGGCGGAGAGGGUUGCCGGCUGGGUCGGGUCACGAGGCUGGUGCUCGGUCGUUGAGAGAGCUAGUUGAGCUGUGCUGGAAAUGGGGGAUUAGGGUUCUUACUGUUUUUGCGUUUUCGUAUGAUAAUUGGGUUCGGCCCCAGGUGGAGGUUGAUUUUUUGAUGAAUUUGUUCGAGAAGAUGACAAGCUCAGAAAUCGACAGUUUUGCAAGGGAUGGUAUUCGAAUUUCGGUCCUUGGGGAUUUGUCAAAGCUCCCUAACUCUUUACAGAAAUUGAUAAGUGAUGCAGAGGAUAGAACGAAAGGCAACUUUAGACUCCACCUGAUUGUAGCAGUGAGCUACAGUGGAAAGUACGAUAUUGUGCAAGCAUGUAAAAGUAUUUCUCAGAAGGUGAAAGAUGGCCUUAUUCAAGUUGACGACGUCAAUGAAAGCCUCAUUGAACAAGAACUGGAAACUAACUGUACUGAGUAUCCAUACCCUGAUCUACUGAUAAGAACCAGUGGAGAGCUCAGAGUCAGCAACUUCUUGUUGUGGCAGUUGGCUUACACGGAAUUUUUCUUUGUAUCAGCUCUUUGGCCUGAUUUUGGGAAAGCUGAGUUUGUUGAGGCCUUGAUUUCCUUUCAGCAGCGGCAGAGGCGUUAUGGUGGAAGAGAUUUAUAA
This is a messenger RNA of Prunus armeniaca (apricot), 960 nucleotides long. The record is from the annotation of a GenBank genome assembly. NCBI's taxonomy places the organism in Eukaryota, Viridiplantae, Streptophyta, Magnoliopsida, Rosales, Rosaceae.